Messenger RNA from Pipistrellus nathusii (Nathusius's pipistrelle), 1497 nucleotides. The record is from the annotation of a GenBank genome assembly. Lineage: Eukaryota; Metazoa; Chordata; Mammalia; Chiroptera; Vespertilionidae.
AUGAAGAAAGCCGAAGUGGGCAGGUUCAGUAUUUCCCCGGAUGAGGACAGCAGCAGCUACAGCUCCAACAGCGACUUCAACAACUACUACCCCACCAAGCAAGCUGCCCUGAAAAGCCAUUAUGUAGAUGUAGAUCCUGAAAACCAGAACUUUUUACUUGAAUCGAAUUUGGGGAAAAAGAAGUAUGAAACAGACUUUCAUCCAGGUACUACUUCCUUUGGAAUGUCAGUAUUUAAUCUGAGCAAUGCGAUUGUGGGCAGUGGAAUCCUUGGGCUUUCUUAUGCCAUGGCUAAUACUGGAAUUGCUCUGUUUAUAAUUCUCUUGACAUUUGUGUCAAUAUUUUCCCUGUAUUCUGUUCAUCUCCUUUUGAAGACUGCCAAUGAAGGAGGGUCUUUAUCAUAUGAACAGUUGGGACACAAAGCAUUUGGAAUGGCUGGAAAGCUUGCAGCUUCUGGAUCGAUUACAAUGCAAAAUAUUGGAGCUAUGUCAAGCUACCUCUUCAUAGUGAAAUAUGAGUUACCUUUGGUGAUCAAGGCAUUAAUGAACAUUGAAGAUACAACUGGACAGUGGUAUCUGAACGGUGACUAUUUGGUUCUACUGGUGUCGUUGCUGCUCAUUCUUCCUUUAUCACUGCUGAAAAAUUUAGGAUAUUUGGGAUAUACCAGUGGCCUUUCCUUGUUGUGUAUGCUGUUCUUUCUGAUUGUGGUGAUUUGCAAGAAAUUUGAGAUUGCUUGUCCUUUUGAAGAUACAAUAAGCAUAAAUAGCACCUUCAUAGAUCCAACAGCUUUAGUACCUCAUAUGGCAGUUAACACGACUGAUGAUGGUUCUUGCAGACCGCAUUAUUUUUUCUUCAACUCACAGACUGUGUAUGCUGUCCCAAUUCUGACUUUUUCAUUUGUUUGUCAUCCUGCUAUUCUUCCCAUUUAUGAAGAGCUGAAAGACCGCAGCCGUAGAAGGAUGAUGAAUGUAUCCAAGAUUUCAUUUUUUGCUAUGUUUCUCAUGUACCUGUUUGCUGCCCUUUUUGGAUACUUGACAUUUUAUGAUAAAGUUGAAUCCGAACUGCUUCAUACAUACUCUAAAGUCUUGGGAGCUGAUAUUCUUCUUCUCAUUGUCCGUCUGGCUGUGUUAAUGGCUGUCACCCUGACAGUUCCAGUGGUUAUUUUCCCAAUCCGGAGUUCCAUAACUCAGUUGUUUUGUCCAAAAAAAGAUUUCACUUGGUGGCGUCAUGGUCUCAUUACAGUAUCGAUCUUGGCAUUUACCAAUCUGCUUGUCAUCUUUGUCCCAACUAUUAGAGAUAUCUUUGGUUUCAUUGGUGCAUCUGCAGCUGCUAUGUUGAUUUUUAUUCUUCCGUCUGCCUUCUAUAUCAAAUUAGUUAAGAAAGAGUCCAUGAAGUCUGUGCAAAAGAUUGGGGCUUUGUUCUUCCUGAUGAGUGGCUUCGUGGUGAUGAUCGGAAGCAUGGUGUUGAUUAUCCUGGAUUGGGUACACAAUGCCCAUUAA